Molecule: messenger RNA, 1470 nt
Organism: Punctularia strigosozonata HHB-11173 SS5
Lineage: Eukaryota; Fungi; Basidiomycota; Agaricomycetes; Corticiales; Punctulariaceae
Exons: 7
Coding region: 1-1470 (489 amino acids)
Molecular function (GO): protein binding
Source: RefSeq, a predicted model, not a curated record
AUGUCGAAUGUUCCCCAGCCCACGAUCAGCCUUGCCCGUAUCCCAGACGAGGUGCUCCUGGAAGUACUGCUUCGCCUACCACGCUCGUCUCAGAAGGCGUGCAUGGCCAGUUGUCGACUGCUUCAUACGAUAACCCUCCCCAUCCUCUUUCGCAGGAUUGGUAUCUCCUUCGGAUCUCUGGAGGAGAACGGGUUUGAGUCGGACGACGUGCUCGCAUCGGAGAAAAACUUAUGGGAGGCUGAAAAGACGCGGUCCACCGACAUUUUGAAACAUAUCAGUCAUACACCCCAUUUUGCUUAUGUGUGCCGAACCCUCGUGAUUUACGCGUACGCGGGCAUGUAUGACGGUGAACUGACCGGAUCGCUUCUCCCCGCCGUUUGCAUGAUGACGCAACUACGGAGUGUUUCUUGGGUUGGACAUCUUCCCCCUACUGCAAGGACGCUCAUAGACGGCCUCGUCGCUAAUUGUCACAAAAUAACCGAGAUUCGUCUUCCGAACAUGGGCUGGGAGAUGAAUCAUCCUCGGUGGUUCAGAAAUUUGACAUCUUUCUCGGUCCAGAGUCAAAUGGGGGUUGACUACGCUCUUCAGGAAACCGCGGAUGAAGCGUUGCUCGCUAUCAUCCCUUUUAUUCUUUCCAUCAUAGAGAUCAAUUCUACAAUACUCCGCAGGAUAUCAAUUCCGGAGAUCUCAAUGCGAUGGGUUCCCAACCAAGUGGCAGAAAGGUUGACGCACCUGACGGUAUGGAACUGCGAGCACUUCGAUUACUUCGCUGGCGUCUUCAUGCAUGGCGACUCCAUUGUCUCCUUGGCCCUGAUCGAAGUGACGGGAAACGACAUCUACGAUCUGCUGCGCCACUAUCCCUCGGCUUUACCCAAGCUCACGGAUUUCAAGUUAUCACUCUUAGACCCGAUGGAGUACAAGACGGAAGACACACUAGCCAUCUGCCACUUCAUUCGCGGGCGAUGGCUGCAACGACUUGACAUUGACGCGCCGGGAUCGAGCCUCGGACUCAUUUUGGACGUGCUACCCGAAUUUCCGGGCCUCACGGCGCUGGGACUCGACGCGCCGGGUUUUUUCCGGGACGAAGACGUGGAGCUCCUAGCUGACUCCAUCCCGCCCAAUCUAGUAGCGCUGCAUAUCCAACACCCAUGGGAGGGCCUGUCUCUCGAGUCGUACGAGAUUCAACCACUGUUGGAGAAGCUGGCGUCGAUGCCGCGUCUGCACUUUUUGCAGUGGCAAGAUCCUGUGCCCUCGUCGUGCAUGGUGGCCGAAGCGCUCGGGCUGGAAAUUCCGACCCUGGAAUACCUCGGGCUUGGAUCGACCUUCUGGCGCAUCAUCAGAGAGGACCACUCGAGUGUAAAGGUCUCAAGGAUCCGCCAGUCGAGAUUAAUGCUGGAUGUGUUUCAAGACCCUAAUUUGCAGGACGAACGCUGGCUCCUGGAGUGGCGCGACUUUCAACGUAUUGCUUAA